Messenger RNA from Odobenus rosmarus divergens (Pacific walrus), 5328 nucleotides. RefSeq names its product signal-induced proliferation-associated 1 like 3 (gene SIPA1L3). Gene Ontology annotation, molecular function: protein binding; GTPase activator activity. Gene Ontology annotation, biological process: establishment of epithelial cell polarity; regulation of small GTPase mediated signal transduction; epithelial cell morphogenesis. The transcript has 20 exons. Bases 1 to 5328 code for a protein of 1775 amino acids. Gene Ontology annotation, cellular component: Golgi apparatus; plasma membrane; cytoplasm. The record is from RefSeq and is a predicted model, not a curated record. Lineage: Eukaryota; Metazoa; Chordata; Mammalia; Carnivora; Odobenidae.
AUGACCACCUAUCGGCCCAUCCCCAAUGAUGGUGUGGACCUGGCAGCCAGUUGUGGGGCCAGGGGGGCCGACCUCCUCCCCGGGCCACACACAGGGGACUAUGCUCCCAUGGGAUUCUGGGUCCAGAACGGAGGCAUGCCCCAGCCCAUUGGUGAGAGCCCAGUCAGUGGCACCACCCGCCCCAGUCCCACCACCCCUGCAGUGCCCAAGAUGGGGGUGCGCGCAAGAGUGGCCGACUGGCCGCCCAAGCGGGAGGCGCUGAGAGAGCAGAACAACCCAAGCCCCUCACAGGACGCAGACGGCGCGAAGGCCGCAAAGGUGGCCCAUUCCAUGAGGAGCAUACAGAACGGACAGCCCCCCGUCAGUACCGCGGCUUCCUCGGGGCCCAAAGCCUUCCACCGACUCUCCAGGAGAAGGUCCAAAGAUGUGGAAUUCCAGGACGGGUGGCCCCGGUCCCCUGGCAGGACCUUCCUCCCUCUGCGGCACCGCAGCAGCAGCGAGAUCACCCUCAGCGAGUGCGACGUGGAGGAAACGGGCGAGCCUCGGGGGCCCCGGCACACGGGGGCCCUGCCACUCUUCCGGGAGUACGGGAGCACGUCCUCCAUCGACGUGCAGGGCGUGCCCGAGCAGAGCUUCUUCGACAUUCUCAACGAGUUCCGCAGCGAGCAGCCCGAGGCCGCGGGCCCUCGGAACCUCCGCGCGCUGCUCCAGGCCGACCCCGGCCCCCACGUCCCGGGGGGCAGCGGCGGAGCCAAGGCGGAUCCCCGCAACGGCCAGCCCGCCAAGGACAGCCUCCUGGGGCUCCAGCUCGCCAAAGAGAAGGAGAAGGCCCGGAAGAAGCCGGCGCGCGGCCUGGGCGGCGGGGACGCCACGGACUCGUCCAUCUUCCGGAAGCUGAGGAGCGGGAAGGCGGACGGCGAGGCGGGCCGGGCACCGGGGGAGGCCGAGGAGGGCCGGAGCCCCCCGGAGGCCGGCCGCCCGUGGGUCUGCCAGAAGAGCUUCGCCCACUUCGACGUGCAGAGCAUGCUAUUCGACCUCAACGAGGCGGUUGCCAACAGGGUGGCCACGGCGCAGCGGCGCAACACCACCACGGGCGCCUCUGCCGCCUCCGCCACGGCGGCCCUCUCGGCGUCGCGGGCGCACGGCCUGGGCAGCCUGGACACCGCCUUCCCCAGCACGGAGGACCUGAACUGCAAGGAGAACCUAGAGCAGGACCUGGGCGACGACAACAGCAACGACCUGCUGCUCAGCUGCCCGCACUUCCGCAACGAGAUCGGCGGCGAGUGCGAGCGCAACGUGAGCUUCUCGCGGGCGGCCGUGGGCUCCCCGGGCGGCGGUGGCAGCGCUGACGGCCGCCCCGCCGAGCCCGCGCUCAGCGCCCACCGCACCAACGCCAGCAUCUCGGUGCUGGAGGUGCCCAAGGAGCAGCAGAGGACGCAGAGCCGCCCGCGGCAGUACAGCAUCGAGCACGUGGACCUGGGCGCCCGCUACUACCAGGACCACUUCGUGGGCAGAGAACAUGCCAAUUACUUUGGUGUGGACGAGAAGCUGGGGCCAGUGGCAGUGAGCAUCAAGCGGGAGAAGGUGGAGGACCACAAGGAUCACGGGCCGCAGUACCAGUACAGGAUCAUCUUCCGGACCCGUGAGCUCAUCACCCUGCGGGGCUCUAUCCUGGAGGAUGCCACCCCCACCGCCACGAAGCACGGGACAGGGCGGGGCCUACCCCUGAAGGACGCCCUGGAGUAUGUCAUCCCCGAGCUCAACAUCCACUGCCUACGGCUGGCUCUCAACACUCCCAAGGUGACCGAGCAGCUGCUGAAGCUCGACGAGCAAGGGCUGUGCCGGAAGCACAAAGUGGGCAUCCUCUACUGCAAGGCCGGCCAGAGCUCGGAGGAGGAGAUGUACAACAACGAGGAGGCCGGCCCCGCCUUCGAGGAGUUUCUCUCCCUGAUCGGGGAGAAGGUCUGCCUGAAGGGCUUCACCAAGUAUGCCGCCCAGCUGGAUGUCAAGACUGACUCCACGGGCACCCACUCCCUCUACACGACAUACCAGGACUACGAGAUCAUGUUCCACGUCUCCACCCUGCUCCCUUACACCCCGAACAACAGGCAGCAGUUACUAAGGAAGAGGCACAUAGGAAACGACAUUGUGACGAUCAUCUUCCAGGAGCCAGGGGCGCUGCCUUUCACCCCCAAGAACAUCCGCUCACACUUUCAGCAUGUCUUCAUCAUCGUCCGAGCCCACAACCCUUGCACUGAUAAUGUCUGCUACAGUAUGGCUGUGACCCGAUCCAAAGAUGCUCCUCCCUUUGGUCCCCCGGUCCCCAGUGGAACCACGUUCCGCAAGUCUGAUGUCUUCAGAGACUUCUUGCUGGCCAAGGUGAUUAAUGCCGAGAACGCCGCGCACAAGUCAGACAAAUUCCACACCAUGGCCACCAGGACCCGCCAGGAGUACCUCAAGGACCUGGCUGAAAACUGUGUCUCUAACACACCCAUUGACUCCACUGGCAAGUUCAACCUCAUCUCCCUGACCUCCAAGAAGAAAGAGAAGACAAAAGCGCGGGCAGGCGCCGAGCAGCAUAGCGCAGGGGCCAUCGCCUGGAGGGUGGCGGCUCAGGACUAUGCCCAGGGCGUGGAAAUCGACUGCAUCUUGGGGAUUUCCAACGAGUUUGUGGUGCUCUUGGACCUACGCACCAAGGAGGUGGUGUUCAACUGCUACUGCGGGGAUGUCAUUGGCUGGACCCCAGACUCCUCGACGCUCAAAAUCUUCUACGGGCGAGGGGACCACAUCUUCCUGCAGGCCACAGAGGGCUCUGUGGAGGACAUAAGGGAGAUUGUCCAGAGACUGAAGGUCAUGACCAAUGGCUGGGAGACGGUGGACAUGACCCUGCGGCGGAACGGGCUCGGGCAGCUGGGCUUCCACGUGAAGUACGACGGGACGGUGGCUGAGGUGGAGGACUAUGGGUUUGCCUGGCAAGCCGGCCUCCGGCAAGGCAGCCGACUGGUGGAGAUCUGCAAGGUAGCCGUGGUCACACUGACCCACGAUCAGAUGAUAGACCUUCUGCGCACCUCUGUCACCGUCAAGGUGGUCAUCAUCCCGCCUUUCGACGACGGCACGCCCCGGAGGGGGUGGCUGGAGACCUAUGACAUGAAUACCUCGGAGCCCAAGACGGAGCCAGAGAGCAUGCCCCCUGGGGGCCGGCCCCCCUACCGCAGCAACGCUCCCUGGCAGUGGAGCGGGCCUGCCUCCCACAACUCGCUACCAGCCUCCAAGUGGGCCAACCCCAGCACUCCCGGCCAUGCCCAGUCCCUGAGCCGGCCCCCGAAGCAGACCCCCGUGGUCCCCUUCCGGGAGCCCCAGCCCCUGCACAGCAAGAGGCCUGUCAGCUUCCCGGAAACCCCUUACACAGCAUCACCAGCAGGGGCCGACAAAGUCCCUCCCUACCGACAGCCUUCUGGGAGCUUCUCCACCCCCGGCUCGGCCACCUACACGAGAUACAAGCCAUCCCCAGAAAGGUAUGCAGCCGCCCCACACCCACUGCUGUCUUUUGAUCCCCACUUCAGCCACGAUGGGAUGUCCAGCGACUCCUCCUCGGGCGGCCUGACCAGCCAGGAGAGCACCAUGGAGCGUCAGAAGCCAGAGCCUUUGUGGCAUGUGCCCGCUCAGGCCCGGCUCUCAGCCAUGGCUGGAAGCGGCGGGAGCAAGCACGCCUCCAGGCAGGACGCGGCAGGCACAGAUUCCCCCAACAGGCAUUCCAAAGGGGAGCCUCCGUACUCCAGUCACUCCAGCAGCAACACCCUCUCCAGCAACGCAUCCAGCAACCACAGCGACGACCGCUGGUUGGACCCCCUGGACCCCCUGGAGCCAGAGCAAGACCCCCUCUCCAAGGGUGGCUCCAGCGACAGUGGCAUCGACACCACCCUCUACACCUCCAGCCCCAGCUGCGUGUCCCUGGCCAAGGUGCCUCGGCAGGCCAAGCCGCACAAGCCCCCGGGAAGCAUGGGCCUCUGUGGGGGCGGACGGGAGGCCGCCGGGCGGUCCCACCAUGCAGACAGACGGCGGGAGGUCUCGCCGGCCCCUGCAAUUGCUGGCCAGACCAAGGGCUACCGCCCAAAGUUGUACUCCUCAGGCUCCAGCACCCCGACAGGCCUGGCGGGGGGGAGCCGCGACCCACCCAGGCAGCCUAGUGACAUGAGCUCGCGGGUUGGCUACCCUGCUCAGGUUUACAAAACUGCCAGCACAGAGACUCCUCGACCCUCACAGCUGGCGCAGUCCAGCCCCUUCCAGCUCUCCGCCUCUGUCCCCAAGUCCUUCUUCUCCAAGCAGCCUGCACACAGUAAGCACCCCGGGGGGUGGAAGACGACAGACGAGCCCCCGCCACGGCCGCUCCCCUUCACUGACCCAAAGAAGCAGGUGGACACUAAUACAAAAAACGUCUUCGGGCAGCCACGGUUGAGGGCAUCCCUCCGAGACCUCCGCUCCCCACGGAAGAACUACAAAUCCACCAUUGAGGACGACCUGAAGAAACUCAUCAUCAUGGACAACCUGGCGCCUGAGCAGGAGAGAGAUGUGGGGUCACCGCAGAAGAGCCUGCAACGGACACUGUCCGAUGAGAGUCUGUGCAGUGGGCGGCGGGAGCCCAGCUUGGCCAACCCUGCCAGCCUGGAGCCGGGCCUGCCCAGCGACGUGCUCUUCACCAGCACCUGCGCCUUCCCCUCCAGCACUCUGCCCUCCCGCCGCCAGCACCAGCACCCCCACCCGCCCGGCAGUGGCAGCCCCAGCACUGGCCCUGCCACGGGCAGCGGCUUCCCAGAGAAGAAAUCCACCAUCUCUGCCUCGGAGCUCUCACUGGCCGACGGGCGGGACCGGCCACUGCGACGCCUUGACCCCGGGAUGAUGCCCCUGCCUGACACGGCUGCUGGCCUUGAGUGGUCCAGCCUCGUGAAUGCAGCCAAGGCCUACGAAGUGCAAAGAGCCGUCUCGCUUUUCUCUCUCAACGACCCAGCUCUGAGCCCGGAGGUCCCACCUGCACACAGUCCUGUCCACAGCCACCUGAGCCUGGAGAGGGGGCCCCCCACCCCCAGGACCACCCCUACCAUGAGCGAGGAGCCUCCCCUGGACCUGACAGGCAAGGUGUACCAGCUGGAGGUGAUGCUGAAGCAGCUGCAUACCGACCUCCAGAAGGAGAAGCAGGACAAGGCCGUGCUGCAGUCCGAGGUGGCCAGCCUGCGACAGAACAACCAGCGCUUGCAGGAGGAGUCACAGGCCGCCAGCGAGCAGCUGCGCAAGUUCGCUGAGAUCUUCUGCAGGGAGAAGAAGGAGCUCUGA